AUGACACAAAACCAUAUCAAAAUAACCAGAACCACAGAGUCCACAGAACAGAACGAGCAAGGGUCCAAGGAUCACCUGGUCCUUACUGACCUAGUCGUCAUUCCCCUUCCUCCUUCUGUCUCUUUUAUCACUGGCUAUGAGGGUCUCCCUGCCUACAACUUUGGGUCUGAUGCUAAUGUAGGUAGACUGACCCAGACCUUCAUACCUGAGCCAUUCUUCAGGGACUUUGCAAUUAUUGUCACCCUCAAGCCUGCCAGCUCUCUGGGAGGCAUGCUGUUUGCCAUCACCGAUGCCUCCCAGAAGAUUGUUCAUCUUGGCCUGGCCCUGACACCUGUGGAAGACAAGACCCAGAGGAUUGUACUCUAUUACAGUGAUCCAGGGGCCAAUGACACCCAGCAGGUAGCCUCCUUUAAAGUGCCUGACAUGACACAGAGGUGGAACCGCUUCACACUUACAGUAGAGCACGAGGAGGUACGGCUCUAUAUGGACUGUGAGGAGCACUACAGUUCCCCCCUAAAGAGGAGCCAGAACCCUCUCAGCUUUGAGCCAGGCUCGGGCAUCUUUGUGGCAAAUGCGGGCAGUACUGGCCUGGAGAGAUUUGUGGGCUCUAUUCAACAGUUGGUAAUAAAACCAGACCCCAGGGUGGCUGAAGAACAAUGUGAGGAGGACGAUCCUGGCGCCUCUGGGGACAGAAGUGGUGAUGGGGAUUUUGAUGAUGAAGAAGACCAAGGCAGACAUGAGAAAAUAUUUGGUGGGACAAAUGAUAGAGAAGAUAAAAAGACACAUCGGCCCACCUCUCCUGUGCAAGCCCCACCCACUGUAUCACCAGAAGCAGAAGAGGAGGACUUCUCCGGACAUGUGACCCCUAUAGAUGAAAGUCUACCUAGAGGGACUUUCAAAACAGACAAAAAGGGAGAGAGUACAGGCAAUAGUUCUGGCCAGGGGCAAAAGGGGGAGCGUGGUGCUCCUGGACUUCCAGGUCCUCCGGGUCCCCCCGGAUCUCCUGGACCAUCUCAUCCCCCCAGACAUUCAGGGCAGCCCGGCCAGAGAGGCCCACAAGGUCCAAUGGGUCCACCAGGAGUACCAGGCAGACCAGGAAAAGAUGGACAACCUGGAAGCAAAGGUGAAGAAGGAAAACCAGGACAGAGAGGACCGCCAGGAAUUCCAGGGUUAUCUGGAGAAUCUGGAGUUAAAGGGGAGAAGGGUGAUCCUGGAGUUAGUCGGCUUGGACCAGGUGGUCCACCAGGGCCUCCUGGACCACCAGGACAAUCCAAACAGAUUAGAGUUCCUUAUGGAUUUGAUUCUCUUGGUUCUGGAUUUGGAGAUGUUGACAUUGAUACAGAACUUCUUAGGGGUCUACCUGGUCCUCCAGGGCCUCCAGGGAAACCUGGCCCCCCUGGUCGUAGCAGCUUUUCAGGGGGUAUGCUGCCAAGACACCCAAGCUUACCAGGUGCUCCUGGCAAAGAUGGUAGAGAUGGGCUUGUGGGGAAACCUGGACUUCCUGGUGUUCCUGGUCAGGAUGGCUCUUCUGGACUGCAGGGACCGAAGGGAGCAAAAGGUGAACAAGGAAUAAAAGGACCUCCUGGACCAAAGGGUGAAAAUGGUGACCGUGGCCCGAGAGGUUUACCUGGAAAUAUAGGCCCUAUGGGAUCAAGGGGUGCACCUGGGCCACCUGGUCCUCCAGGCCCACCAGGCAACAGCAUUAUGACAGACACUUUGAAGGGACCUCCUGGGUUUCCUGGCCCACCAGGACCUCAGGGACUUCCUGGUGCUGAUGGACCUCCCGGUUUGUCUUUAAAGGGUGAACCAGGAGCCCCAGGACCUGAUGGAAUACCAGGAUUAGCUGGGGUGUCAGGAGCCAGGGGACUGAAGGGAGAGAAGGGCAGUACAGGAGAGAAGGGUGAGCGAGGUCGUGAUGGAAUAAACAUCAAAGGGCCUCCUGGCCCCCCUGGUCCACCUGGACCAAUUAUUAACUUCCAGGAUCUCCUUUUAAAUGAUACAGCAGCCAAAUUCAACCUCACUAAGAUCAGAGGACCCCCAGGCCCUAUGGGCCCUGAGGGCUUGCCUGGCAGAGCAGGAUUCCCUGGCCCAAGAGGACCAAAAGGUGACAUCGGGUUUCCUGGUAGUCAGGGACCUCCAGCACUGAAGGGAGAGAAGGGGGAGUCAGGCGUAUCCAUUGCUGUUGAUGGCUCCUUAUUGAGAAGCCUGAAAGGACCCAGAGGAUCAAAGGGAAGCAAGGGAGACCGUGGCCUCCCUGGACAAGCUGGGAUUGUGGGACCAAUUGGACCACCAGGACAAAAAGGAGGAUAUGGAAUUCCUGGUCGACCGGGUCGGCUUGGAAUGGUUGGAAGGAAAGGGGACAAGGGAGAUGCAAGUGGUACACCUGGUCCACCUGGUCCACCUGGACCUCCAGGGCCACCAGGCCGAGUGAUUGGCCUCAGUGGAACAGUUUACCCAGUCCCUCCCCGACCACACUGCAAAACACCAGUCAACAACAACAAUUCACAACAAGUAGAUGGAAGACAGUCAUUUGGAUUCAAAGGGGAGAAGGGUGAUGUAGGAAAUCCUGGGUUGCCAGGAACUUCAGUGCCUAUGUUUCCUGAUGGUUAUGUGGGUGCUAAAGGUGAUACUGGCUACAAAGGGCAGAAGGGAGAGAAAGGGGAUCCAGGUAUGCCUGGCCCUCCAGGGCUCCCGGGGAGAACAGGCCUUGUGGGACCCAAGGGCGAUUCUAUUGCUGGUCCUCCUGGGGAGACUGGAGCCCCAGGCCUGCCAGGACUGCCUGGCUAUGGAAGACCAGGACCACAAGGGCCACCAGGACCUCCUGGGCCUCCUGGUUCCCCAUCAGUGUAUGACUCAGCCUCAGCUGUGAGCCUCCCAGGGCCUCCAGGGCCUGCUGGGCCUCCUGGUGCUCCUGGCCAUGGAAACCCAGUGAGCACAUAUAAAAACAGCCAGACCUUGAUCAGUGAGACCCAUCAAGCUGCAGAAGGGACUAUGGGAUAUAUCUUAGAUGAGAUUGAACUGUACAUCAGAGUACAAGGGGGCUGGAGGAAAGUUGAGCUGGGAGAGCUAAUCCCAGUUCCCGAAGACACUUCAUCAUAUGCUUUGUCACAAGGCCUGAGCAGACCAAGUGACCGCAGUAUACCCAGAGUUCACAGCCAGGAGUUAAAGAGCUACCUGCCACACUUCAAUGUUCUUCCGCACACUGCACACUCUGUGCCUGGGUUGCACCUGGUGGCACUUAAUGCCCCAUUCACAGGGGACAUGCGUGGAAUCCGAGGGGCAGAUUAUCAGUGUUACCAGCAAGCCCGUGUCAGGGGCUUGACAUCUACAUACAGAGCUUUCCUCUCCUCUCACCUUCAAGACCUCUCUACCAUCGUCAAGAAAGGGGACCGCUUCAGCUUGCCAGUGGUGAACCUCAAAGGAGAAGUGCUCUUCGGCAGCUGGAUGGCUAUGUUCUCUAGCAACGGAGGUGUUUUUGAUCCACUUAUUCCGAUUUACUCCUUUGAUGGACGAAAUGUCAUGACAGAUCAGGCUUGGCUUCAGAAACUGGUUUGGCACGGCUCGAGUACCGAGGGCAUCCGUAAGACGACUAACUACUGUGAGGCAUGGCGGACAGGUGACAUGGCAGUAACCGGACAGGCGUCUCUCCUGCAUACUGGCAGACUGCUUGGGCAGCACACCCGUAGCUGCUCGAACAACUUCAUUGUGCUUUGUAUUGAGAACAGCUACAUACAGGACUCCGGAAAGAACUAGAAAUUGGACUAACACCAUCAUUUGGACUACCCUUUUAAACUAGUGUUCUUAUCAUUCACUGCAGAUGUAGGGAGCAGCAGUGGCCGGACUGCUGGAGAAAUAUCCAAUCUAACACACCAGAGAAAAUGACACUGCAAUCAUGUUUCAAUUUUUCUCUGAGCAUGAUGUAAAUAUGUGUAAAUCACCCACUGACUUUCAUUCAACUAUGUAUUAGAAUACCAAAGAAUACCUCAGUAAGACUUCAGCAAGUAAGUGUAGAUCUCAUUCCAUUGUACGACUUCAGAUUACUGUGUGCCUUCUCAGAUGGUUUUAGUCCCUCUUUACCAUGACUAAUAUAGAGGGUUUUUUAUAUGUGUAAUGUAUUUACUACAGAUUUUAAAUGACAAACUUUGAUUGAACUUAAUCAGAUUUAAAAGA
Messenger RNA from Myxocyprinus asiaticus (Chinese sucker), 4170 nucleotides. RefSeq names its product collagen alpha-1(XV) chain-like. The record is from RefSeq and is a predicted model, not a curated record. Lineage: Eukaryota; Metazoa; Chordata; Actinopteri; Cypriniformes; Catostomidae. Bases 1 to 3753 code for a protein of 1250 amino acids. The transcript is spliced from 41 exons. Gene Ontology annotation, cellular component: basement membrane.